This is a messenger RNA of Sander lucioperca (pikeperch), 939 nucleotides long. RefSeq names its product odorant receptor 131-2-like. The coding region runs from base 1 to 939 and encodes 312 amino acids. NCBI's taxonomy places the organism in Eukaryota, Metazoa, Chordata, Actinopteri, Perciformes, Percidae. The transcript is spliced from 2 exons. The record is from RefSeq and is a predicted model, not a curated record. Gene Ontology annotation, molecular function: G protein-coupled receptor activity. Gene Ontology annotation, cellular component: membrane. Gene Ontology annotation, biological process: G protein-coupled receptor signaling pathway.
AUGAACGCGUCAUCUGCCAAUGUGACGGUGGUUUUACAGUAUCGAGACUCCUUCACUAAAGCUGUGAUCAAGAAUGUGAUUGUUGUGGUUCUCGGGAUCUCCAUCAACUACAUCAAUGCAGGCCUCAUUCACACCUUCUGCAAACACCAGAUCUUCUACAUGAAUCCUCGAUAUAUACUUUUCAUUCACCUGGUUGUCAACGACAUGAUCGAAGUGACAGUGACUGUGAUCCUGUUCGUCAUCAGCUACACCAUCUACCAAAUUAAUGUCUCCGUCUGUUGCAUUUUAACCCUGUUUGCUCUAUCUACCACUGAAAACACCCCUCUGAACCUGGCUUGCAUGGCGGUGGAGUGCUACAUCGCCAUUUGCAUCCCCCUUCGCCACGUGCAGAUCUGUUCCGUCAAGAGAACUUUAAUGCUGAUUGGUUUAAUCUGGGCGACAACCAUGUUUUCUGCUCUUGCUGAUCUGUUCAUCACUUUGGCCACUGAGCCACUGGAUUACUUUUAUUCCCGACUCUUUUGUCUCCCAAAAACUGUCUUCCCGAAUCCAGUUAUCAUCAAGAAGAGAGAUAUCACAUAUUCAGUGUAUCUAGUUCUAGUUUGGAUCACUAUCUUUUACACUUACUUCAGAAUCCUGUUAACCGCUAAAACAGCUAGCAAAGAUGCUAAAAAGGCCAGAAACACAAUCAUCCUCCAUGGGUUUCAGGUGCUGCUGUGUAUGGCAACAUAUGCAGAACCCCCGUUAAAAGAGGCUCUGCUACAAUGGUUCCCUAAGAACUACACAGACUCCCUUUUUAGUUGUUAUAUUAUUAUACAGAUCCUGCCAAGAUCCAUUAGUCCAAUCAUCUAUGGAAUGCGAGACAAGACUUACAGGAAGUACCUGAAAAGAUAUCUGUUAUGUAAAAUCAGCACAUAUAAAGCAACUAUUCAUAGACUAUAA